Cladocopium goreaui is the source of this 339-nucleotide messenger RNA. The record is from the annotation of a GenBank genome assembly. NCBI's taxonomy places the organism in Eukaryota, Dinophyceae, Suessiales, Symbiodiniaceae.
AUGUCGGCACCCGUCCUGGCCGAGAUGCUCGAGAAGAUGCGCGUCAGGGAGACUGACGAUGCUCGCACGGUUCUGAGCAAAAAACUGUCUUAUGUUUUGCGCCACGGCGCCAAACAGUUAGACCUCAGCAUAACCAAUGGAGGCUUCGUCUCAGUGAAUGAACUUCUGGCGAUUCGAGAUCUCUUUGGCAAUGUGCAAGCAGAGGAUCUCUUAGAAGUGGUAGAAAGCUCCAACUCCGAAAAGCAGCGGUACGAGCUCAUCCAUGAAGAAGACGGCUGGCUGAUCCGGGCCACCACGAAGCACACCAUGGAGGAGUUGAUCCGGGGCACCGUUGGUUAA